AUGGCAGCAGUGUUGUUUCUCUAUCUGUGUCAAGUGUACAGAGAUGUUGAUCUUAUAUUUUAAUAAUCUUACCUUUAUAAUGAGGUUUGUUACAUAUUUUUGUACAGUUUAAGUGAUUUUGUGAUGAAGGAUUUAGUGAUUUUUGGAAACCGAACUAUUUGACUCAUCAAACAACCACCAAUUUACGUCUGACGUCAUUUCUAUGCGAGUGCAUCCACCCAUCUUUGACAAUGGCCAUAGUCUCUGUAAUUACUUUUUGUUCGUAUUUUUGAAACAGCACUGUAAUGUGAAAUCUUGAUUAUAUAUUUGUGUAUGAUUCAAAAUUAACAAUGAUAUAACAAGACAUGAUACCAAUAAAAGAAACAUAUUCAAUUGAAACUGUUAGUUAUAACAGCUCAGGUAUUGGCCUCUUAGCAAUAGGCCUUGAUUAAAAAGAUAAUGGGCCAAAGAAUAAGUGAUUUAAAAGGCAUAUUUGGAGCUAUGGAGGUAAAAGAAUUCAGUGAAGUUGUUGUUACUGGAAGUAAUGCUAGUUGUUUCAUAAAUGGUGGAAGUGCAUCCACCUCAUCCGAAACUAACAAUUUAUCGCAUGAUAACAAUGGAAACAACGAAUCGGGAUUUGGGCUUGAUGAUCAUUUUGAAAAUAUUUAUAGUAAUAGUUCAGACAAUCCAAGAAACAUUGAAGAUAAUGGUAAUUCUAUGCUUUCUCAACUGAGACAGGGCAACUCGUCUAAUUCACAACUGAGUACCGGUAAUUUAGGUUUAAGUCAGAACUCUUCAGAUUCUGGAAGUGUUUUAUUUAAUGUGUCACAAGAAAAUCAAUCUUGCUCUAGUGGGAACGAAAUUAAAUUUUGUACAUCAAAAUCUAUGAGACAAAAAAGGUCACAGAAAGGUACUUGUUUUCCAAAAGAUGUACCAGGAAAUAAUGGAAAAAAGAAAAGAAAUCAUUGGGUAUUACGAUUUAAUUGUGCUAGGUUAAAGGGUGGUAAUAGCAGUAAUGCAGCUGGUUCAGAAAAUGAUAUUGCAGAACCAAAUGUCGGUUGUGAUACUUGUGUUUGCACUGGAUAUAGAAGAACAGAAGAUCAUCACCUUGGUGCUGGUGUCGUAUUUGGAACUGCUUCUCUUCAGCAAAGAAAGAAUGAAUCGGUCAUCAAUAGUGAUUCCAGUAGUGGGGAAGAAGAUAGAGAUUGCAUUUUACGAACUCAGCCAGUCAUAGAUCUGUCUAAAUUUAAUCCCGAGGAUUAUCCUAUUGAAGAUUGUGAUGAACGAGCAAGAUUAGAGAGGGCACGUGAAAUAGCGGAAGGUGUCGAACCCCCUCCGGGUUUCCGCCCUGGUCCUCAUAUCCAGGUUGUGAUUCCGCCUGAGCUUACAGUUGACAACAUCACGGCUCUGUUCCAGUCAGCAGCACUAUCGGCCCUUUCUCAAUUGGAUGUUACGCAGCGAGUUGUUCACACCCAAGUUGAUUACAUUCACUGCCUCGUACCUGAUCUGCUACAGAUAACUUCCUGCUCAUUCUACUGGGGUAAAAUGGACCGUUAUGAAGCUGAGAGACUUCUCGAAGGAAGACCUGAAGGAACAUUUUUACUACGGGACUCUGCUCAAGAAGAAUAUUUAUUUUCUGUCAGUUUUCGUAAGUAUGGACGCUCCUUACAUGCUCGUAUCGAACAAUGGAACCAUAGAUUCAGUUUUGAUUCACAUGAUCCCGGUGUGUUUGCGUCAACCACUGUUUGUGGCCUUAUUGAACAUUACAAAGAUCCAUCUUGUUGCAUGUUUUUUGAACCGAUGUUAACGAUUCCUCUGCAUCGUAAUUUUCCUUUUCCUUUGCAACAUUUAUGCAGAGCAGUUAUUUGCAGCAGAACAACGUACGACGGUGUGUCUCACCUCCGCUUACCAAAAAGUCUCAAGAGUUACUUAAAAGAGUACCAUUACAAACAGAGGGUUAGAGUUAGACGAUUUGAUUCUGAACAAUACUAAGUCAAUGUUUUACAUAUGAAUUUUAAAUUUAGCAAUCAUGUUAAAAAUUCAUCCUGAAUAUUAAAUGAACCAUUCUGUGAA
Messenger RNA from Homalodisca vitripennis (glassy-winged sharpshooter), 2052 nucleotides. RefSeq lists its product as uncharacterized. Gene Ontology annotation, molecular function: 1-phosphatidylinositol-3-kinase regulator activity. Bases 439 to 1971 code for a protein of 510 amino acids. Lineage: Eukaryota; Metazoa; Arthropoda; Insecta; Hemiptera; Cicadellidae. The transcript has a single exon. Gene Ontology annotation, cellular component: phosphatidylinositol 3-kinase complex. Gene Ontology annotation, biological process: intracellular signal transduction; phosphatidylinositol phosphate biosynthetic process. The record is from RefSeq and is a predicted model, not a curated record.